CCGACACGGGCAAGGAUGGAAUCGCCUUACACGUAGAGUCUCUAUAUGAUUGCGCCUGCUUGUAUAGAGAAAGUGCAUCCGUCUUCAGACCUGUAAUAACAAAUCAAUCCGAUCGCGCAUGAUGGACGAGGAGAAAGUGACGAAAAGCCAGGAGGCUCACCUGAGUUUACAGAAAGCCCUGCAGCAGUGCGAACUGGUGCAAAACAUGAUCGACAUCAGUAUCUCCAGCCUGGAGGGGCUCCGGACCAAAUGUGCCACAUCCAACGACCUGACGCAAAAAGAGAUCCGCACGCUUGAGGGUAAGCUGGUGAAGUAUUUUAGCAGGCAGCUCUCCUAUAAGCUAAAAGUGCCCUUACAGGAGCGGAAUGUGGAGCUGGAUGGAUUUCCUCGUCUCACACACUGGCUCCGCAUCGUCAGCAUGAGGAAGGAGGUGACAGAGGAGAUCUCUCCUGGAGAGUUGACUUUGGAGGCACUUUUAGAUAUGUCACAUGACGAGGUGUGUGAAACACUGCAGAAGUUUGGAGCGAGUGAUGAGGAAUGUGCCCGCCUCAAUGCCUCCCUCGCCUGCCUGCGCUCCGCUCACCAGUCAGAACAACUCGAGGAGGAGAAAUUGCAGAGUAAUGGAGGACCGGGCAGUGCACAAUCCAAGCAGGACUGGUCUAUCCAGUGGCCUACAUCUGAAUCAGGCAAAGAGAACACGCCAGUGGGCAUGGCUGACCCCGGGCACUGGGUGCGUCUGCAGCUGUCCCAGAGCCCCAAGCCACAGUCACGCUACACCCACACCCUGUGCCACAGCCCCGUGGCCCUGGCUCUUCCGUCAUUCUACCAAACUUCAGAGCGACUAUGUGUGGAUACCCACCUUGGACUGGCUAACACAAACAUGCUGGACAUGGGACCCCGGUCACUCCCUCCAUCGCCGAGACAGAGACACUUUCCCCACACACCCCCACGAACUCCGCUGGUGGUAAACACCAUGACUCCGCCCGGUACACCACCUCUGAGGCGGCGCAACAAGGUGAAGGCACCUGGCACACCGCCACCUGCUAACCGCAAACUUAUUCACCUGCUGCCUGGCUUUAGUGCUCUUCACCGCAGCAAGUCACAUGAGUUUCAGUUGGGCAAUCGAGUUGAUGAUGCCCACACGCCCAGAGCACGAAAGAAGACCAAGCCACUGAACCUGAAGAUCAACAGCAGUGUAGCAGGAAGCUGUGAGAACCUGCCAACCCAGCGGUCUCCUCUGCACUCAGAUCACUCGCUGCGCUCCUUUUUCUUUCCGAGCCUCGUACCUUCCACGCCGCCCGUGCAUGCAGAGACGCCCUCUGCCAACACCCUGUCUGUACCUCGCUGGUCUCCUCAGAUCCCUCGCAGAGACCUGGGCAACUCUAUUAAACACAGAUUUUCCACCAAGUACUGGAUGUCACAGACGUGUAUCGUGUGUGGGAAAGGAAUGUUAUUCGGCCUAAAGUGCAAAACCUGCAAGUUGAAGUGCCACAAUAAAUGUACCAAAGAAGCACCUCCUUGCCAUUUACUGAUUUACCAUCAAGGAGGUAAGAACUUGUUGUAUUAACCCCCUUUUAAAUAUCAAGGGACAGCACAAGCUCGUCAGCUUGUCAGGACUGAGUCGGUGCCGUGCGACAUAAACAACCCGCUCAGGUACACAGACCUGCACAUCAGCCAGACGCUGCCCAAAACCAACAGAAUCAACAAGGACCACAUUCCUGUACCCUAUCAGCCGGACUCCAGCAGUAACCCUUCAUCUACCACGUCCUCUACCCCUUCAUCUCCGGCUCCACCUCUUCCACCAAGUGCCACCCCUCCAUCACCUCUUCACCCGUCUCCUCAGAACGCCCGGCAGCCCAAACAGCCCAACCUUACAGCAUCUUAUUACUACAAAUACAAGCAGCAGUUCAUCUUUCCUGACGUGACCCCGGAGGUUCCCAACAGAGCUCCUCAGGUUAUCUUACAUCCUGUGCUGUCAGAACCUGGUAACAAAGGAAACACUCUGCUCCAGAUCGAGGUUGAGACGACUUCAGAUAAUGAGGAUGGCAACCAUGAAGCGGAGGACUCGGCGGACGAGUUUGAGGAGAUGAACCUGUCGCUCCUCUCGGCGCGUAACUUCCCACGUAAGGCGAGCCAGACCAGCAUCUUCUUGCAGGAGUGGGACAUCCCACUGGAGCAGCUGGAGAUCGGAGAGCUGAUCGGGAAAGGCUGGUUCGGCCAGGUCUACCACGGCCGAUGGCACGGAGAGGUGGCCAUCCGCCUCAUCGACAUCGAGAGGGACAACGAGGAGCAACUCAAGGCCUUCAAGCGCGAGGUGAUGGCGUACAGGAACACGCGGCAUGAGAAUGUGGUGCUCUUCAUGGGAGCAUGCAUGAGCCCACCACACCUUGCCAUCAUUACCAGUCUGUGUAAAGGCCGGACUUUAUACACUGUAAUUAGAGACGCUAAAGUCAUCCUGGACGUCAACAAGACCAGACAGAUCGCACAGGAGAUGGUUAAGGGUAUGGGCUACCUGCAUGCCAAAGGGAUUUUACACAAAGACAUGAAGUCGAAGAACGUCUUCUACGAUAACGGCAAAGUGGUCAUCACUGAUUUUGGACUUUUCACCAUAUCAGGUGUUUUACAAGCUGGCAGUAGGCGAGAGGAUAAGUUGCGGAUUCCGAGCGGUUGGCUCUGCCAUCUCGCCCCCGAGAUCAUCCGGCAGCUCUCGCCCGAGACCGCUGAGGACCAGCUCCCAUUUUCCAAACAGUCUGACGUCUUUGCAUUCGGAACAAUCUGGUAUGAGCUGCAUGCACGGGAGUGGCCAUUUAAAAACCAGCCACCUGAGGUCAUCAUAUGGCAGGUGGGCAGCGGGAUGAGACCCAACCUCACACAGAUCGGCAUGGGCAAAGAGAUAUCGGACAUUCUGCUCUUCUGUUGGGCUCACGAAUCAGAGGAGCGACCAAGCUUCUCCAAACUGGUGGAACUACUGGAAAAACUGCCCAAACGCAACCGCCGCCUCUCCCACCCCGGACACUUCUGGAAAUCAGCUGAGUAUGUCAAAUAAGAUAGGCUCUCACAAAAGGUUUAAAAAACGGUUGAGAAAUGAAACUGAAGUCCUGGAGAUGCUGUCGUUACAUGAGCAGCACCGGGACGAUCUGAAGCGCUGUAGAUUCCCUUAAAUAGUUAAAACGAUGGAUUCAUGAAGUUUCCCUACCACAUCAAUCUAUAUCGUCUCGUUUUUCUGUUCAUUAUUUAUAUUAAAGUCGUACGAUUUCUGUUUUAUUCUCUGUUCUUUUUGUUUAUUUUCUUGA
Messenger RNA from Trichomycterus rosablanca, 3293 nucleotides. RefSeq names its product kinase suppressor of ras 2 (gene ksr2). Gene Ontology annotation, biological process: Ras protein signal transduction; protein phosphorylation; calcium-mediated signaling. The transcript has 21 exons. Lineage: Eukaryota; Metazoa; Chordata; Actinopteri; Siluriformes; Trichomycteridae. The record is from RefSeq and is a predicted model, not a curated record. Gene Ontology annotation, cellular component: cytoplasm. Gene Ontology annotation, molecular function: protein kinase activity; ATP binding.